AUGACUAUCGGAGAUCCCUUCAUGAACGACUCGUCCUCCAACUCGCCAACCAUUUUGGCGUCAAACUCGUCGCCAAACACCUCUUUCGGGCAUUACAACAACCAUGCUGACGCUGCGGGGGCUGGCAACGGCAACGGUAGCAAUGGCAGUCACGUGCACUUCAACUCCUCCCCAAUACCCUCGACGUACCAACGAAGCCGACAGAAGCUGUCGAACUCGCCUCUUGUCAGCGCCAGCCGGUGCAAAAGAAGAAACUCAGAGUCUGACGACAGGGUGAAGAAGCUAAAGCACUUUUCCAGCACGCCUGCACUCUCAAGCGGGGUUCCCGCGGAUCAAUUGACACUGCAAAACAUCAACCUCGAGGAGUACCCCAAGUUCAACCACCCGGACGGUGGAAUCAUCCAGUUCACUCCGAUCGGAAACAUCAGAACCUACAUGAACGACUGUAACGUGGUCCAGAGAACCAUCGAGAAAAACUCGUCCUUCGAUCUGAACCAGACCGACCGUGGAAUCGACGGAUACAAGCUCUAUCUCGGCUCAGUUUCAAUGGACUCCUCUCCCUCGAACGAAAUUGAAACAUAUAUGAGAAACGGCUACGGCAGCAAUAUACCCGCCCACAGCUCCCAUUAUGACAACCCUGCAUGCUGUACCUCCAGCUGCUGUGCCUCCAACUUCGACUAUGACUGUGACUCGGACCUCGAAGACGACGACGACUAUAUGAGCUGA
This is a messenger RNA of Pichia membranifaciens NRRL Y-2026, 726 nucleotides long. RefSeq lists its product as hypothetical. NCBI's taxonomy places the organism in Eukaryota, Fungi, Ascomycota, Pichiomycetes, Pichiales, Pichiaceae. The record is from RefSeq and is a predicted model, not a curated record. The coding region runs from base 1 to 726 and encodes 241 amino acids. The transcript has a single exon.